Tarenaya hassleriana is the source of this 2040-nucleotide messenger RNA. RefSeq names its product F-box/FBD/LRR-repeat protein At1g16930-like. Gene Ontology annotation, molecular function: protein binding. Lineage: Eukaryota; Viridiplantae; Streptophyta; Magnoliopsida; Brassicales; Cleomaceae. The record is from RefSeq and is a predicted model, not a curated record.
AUGGAUAAAUGCUCUGCAGGAAAGGUUCCAAUUCAGAAAGGGGACAAGUUCAGUAAUUUACAAUGUCCGAAAAAUGAAUUAGAACGAAAGGAAAUGGAAAAUAUUCCUUAUGCAUCAGUGGUUGGGAGUUUAAUGUAUGCUCAAACGUGUACUCGACCAGAUAUCAGCUUUGCUGUUGGAAUGUUAGGUCGGUACCAGAGUAAUCCUGGAAUGAAUCACUGGAAAGCUGCAAAGAAAGUUCUAAGGUACUUGCAAGGCACCAAAGAUUAUAUGCUCACAUACAGAAGAUCAAAUCAUCUGGAAGUCAUUGGUUAUUCAGAUUCAGAUUAUGCUGUAUGUGUUGAUACCAGAAAAUCGAAUUUUGGAUAUUUGUUUCUACUUGCCGGAGGAGCAGUAUCAUGGAGGAGUGGAAAGCAGUCUGUCAUCGCUGCUUCCACCAUGGAAGCUGAGUUUGUAGCAUGUUUUGAAGCUACCGUUCACAGUUUAUGGAUGCGGAACUUUAUCUCAGGGCUUAGGAUUGUCGACACUAUAGCUAGGCCGCUGAGAAUUUACUGUGAUAAUUCCGCAGCUAUCUUCUUCUCGAAAAAUGAUAAGUACUCGAAAGGUGCUAAGCAUAUGGAGAUAAAAUACUUAUCUGUCAAAGAAGAAGUGCAGAAACAAAGAGUAUCAUUUGAGCAUAUCAGUACUGAUUUUAUGAUAGCGGAUCCAUUAACUAAGGGACUGCCGCCUAAGACUUUUAAUGCUCAUGUUGAUCUUAUCGAAAACCAUCAAAUGUAAAGUAUUUUACAACCAGACCCUUUGCUGUGUCAGAUACUCUCAUACCUGCCCAUGAAGAACGCGGUUAGGACAAGCGUUUUAUCCACCAGAUGGAGAAACCUCUGGUCAGGAGUUUCUGGAUUGGAACUGGAAGCCGGUGAAUUCCAAGAUUACGAUGCCUUGGCGAGUUUUCUCGACAAGUUUAUGGAUUUACACAAGGGUGAGAUCCAUAAACUCUUAUUAGUGGUUGAUGGUGAAGAUGAUGAUGCAUCUUGUUUCAUCUCACGGAUUAAUGCUGUAGUAAACCGUGGAAUUCAACAUCUCGAUCUUACGAUGGGUUAUGGAUUCAUGAUGCCUCGAUCCAUUUGUGCGUGCGAGACAUUGGUGAGCUUAAAACUUCAUGACAUGAUCUUGGAUUAUCCCGAGUUUGUUUCUUUGCCUUGUCUGAAGAUUCUUGAUUUAGGACAUGUUGAGUAUCAGAUGAUAAUCUCAAACUGCCCGGUUCUCGAAGAUUUAACCAUCUCGAGGAGUGUCCCGGAUAAUGUAAAAGUCUUAUGGGUGCGUUCUCAUACUCUAAGGAGCUUUAAACUUGAUUUCGAUGCCAUUGAGUAUGAUGAAGAACUUGAAGUUGUGAUCGAAGGUCCUAGACUCAGGUAUCUGAAAAUCUUCGAUUUCCGUACUGACGUCUUCAAGAUCAGCAGUCUUGAUUCUUCUGCCACUGUCGAUCUUUCUCUAACCUUUAACGAACUGUACGGAGAUAUACCGGUCUCGUAUGUAUCAUCGAAGAAACAAAUCGUCCGCAACUUUCUCGUCGGGAUCUCAUCUGCGAGAAAUAUGACCAUUUCUCAGGAGACGCUAGACGUCAUCCAUGGUUUCCUUAAAGGGGAAGCUCUACCAGAAUUCAGAAACUUGUCUCAUGUUUCAGCCACAUUCUCUUACCAUUUGCUGAAAAUGUUGCCUACCCUUCUCGAGAGCUGUCCGAAUCUGAAAUCAUUCGUCCUGAAGGACUCUUGUUCGGAGAAGAAUCAAAUCAGAUUCAAAUCCGUUCCACCACGGUGUUUAGUGACGUCUCUCGAGUCUGUCGAGAUUGAGAUACCGAUAAGUUGGAACGCGGAAAGGCAAUUAGCGAAAUACUUUCUCGGGGAUUCGGAAGUGAUCAAGAAACUUACGAUACGUUGCGGUGAAUCUACGAGCGAGGAGAAAGCCGGUGGCAUACUCAAUGAACUCGCUGCAUUAUCGCCGCCAAGACGUUCGACCACUUGUGAAGUUGUUUUGUUUUGCUGA